AUGGUUUUACCUCCCUUUCCAAAGCUACCAACCGGCAACCUCCUUCCCCUCAUCCAAGCCGGACACGUUGCAUCCAUCUGGCACGACGUGCUGCUCACGCCGCCGCAAUUGGCGCAGUCAUCCUCUCCGCGUUUGCCGGCAUCCCCGUUUUUAUCUGCUAGUGCUAACGAAUUGCUCUUUCCAUCACCAGCCGCGGAAACUGAGAGCGACGAUUUUGGCGGGUAUGCGGCGAACGAUGAUUACGUGUCACUUUCCGCGUUCACAUUCGUCUGCACCUCCUCAAAAACCGCCAGCGCGGAUCACGCCGCUGAUCGCGGCGGAAGUCAUUUCCCUCAGAGCGUUCGCGCGCAUCGGAAAAACAGUCUUGUAAAUUUCAAGAGCGAAGCAAAGAUUUCCACCUCUCCCCACUCGCUUUCUCCCCGCUCACUUUCCCCCGACUCGCUUUCUCCCCGCUCGACGCGUCCCGCCUUCCCUUGCCAGCGGCUCGAUCUGGACGGCUCGUUGAGCCCCGACGACUCCGCGCGGCGCCCAUGGAAUCUAGGAAUCUUGCCUCAGACGUGCGUACUUUCCCCCAUCGCCGCUCAGCCGUCAGAUGUCGCGACGGAUGCCAACGUCUCACCGCCGUCGUCCCCGUUAGUAGCUUCCCCAGGCUCUGGAUCGCCGCGCGAGUCCGGCGACUCGGCGUUUCCCGUAAUUUUCGACAACGCGCCGAUCGAAGCGGUGGAAAUCGGCACCCGGCAGCGCGAACCGGGGGAAGCGUACCCUGUGCUUCCGCUCCUCGCGCAGCCCGUGCGGCUUCACAACGAGACGCGCUCGGAAGUUUCGUGGAAGCUGGUGGUUAUCGCGAUUGACGACCCGUUGGUCGCUGCCCGGCGGAUGGACGUGGUUUCGCGGAAGCUUCUGCCGAUGGUGCGGAGAUGGGUUCGCGAGUCGGGUUUCGCGUCACCGCCGCGUCCGCAGAGGGAAUCGUCAAGACAGGAAAAAAAGCCUUCGCCUGCUAGCCCCUCGUGCGACCCUCUCUCAUCUCCCCAUAUGGAGUGCUUGUGGGACGAAGCUGCUCAGAAGGCGCGCGCCGUGAUCACCGAGUCGCACUACACCGCAACUUUUGCCGGCGCAACUUCCGCCAGCGCAACUUCCGCCAGUGCGACUUCCGCCAGCGCGGCUUCCGCCAGCGUAGGGCGCGCCAGCCCCCGCACCAUUUCCCCCGUCCCCGGCCGAAACCUUCCCGCUUCGACGUGCACGUCGCAGGACGAUUCGUCCACGUCAGCAGCUGCAGCGGCGCUGCUGAACGAAAUACUAGACGCGCCGCUGCCCAUGUUCUUGGACCUACAGCGAAGCGCCACUAUCGGAUCGUCGUGUAUUGUGCAAAAACGCGGUGCUAAAAAUAACGGCAACAGGUUGGGUGGUGGUGCUAUCAGUGGGCGGUGGUGGGGGAAGGAGGAGAGAAACGGGGGAGAGGGGAGAAGCGGGAGUUUCGGCAAAAACGGUGCUGGUGGGUUGGGUGGUUUGUGUGAGCAUAACGAAGGUGAAGAAUCCUGCCUCGGCCGCGGCGAUGCGGGUUCUGAUGGCGAUGGCGACAAUAGCGAGGGCGAGGGUAGUCCGAGGCCGAUGGAGCUGCUGAGAAGGCAUACCGUUACAACCAUAAAUAAAAGGGACUACAGUGAAGCAGCUGCUGUUUAUACGAACGCCGUUGCUAAAGAAAUCGCAAAUACGCAUGGGAUCGAUAGGAGUGCGAUUCUAAUGAGCGGUGAUAUCAUACGGAGCAGCUCAGGGCUGGAGUUACCAGGCAGCAGCAACGGCCUAGAUAUCACUAAUAGUAGCAAGGUUGGCAGUAACAGCAGGAACAGUAGCGGAGGUAAAGUUAACAGUAACACGGACAUGCCUAGGAGCAGAGGGAGGAGUUUGUGGAUGGAAAGGACUGGGAAAGUUCGAGCCAUUGCCCGCUUGCUUCCGCGCUUGGAAGUUCCGGCACCGGUCGGGAAAGUGGGGGAGAAAGGUGACGUGGAAGAGGAGGGGACUCCAGCUCAAGGGGAUGAGGGGUUGGAGCAGGAGGAGCAGCGGUCAGUCAGAGAGAGAGCAGAGAUGAAGCACGAGUGUUUGGAUGGGAAGGGGGAGAAGGAAGUGGGGGGUGGGCAGGAGGAGGAAAAGGAAGAGGAGGGUGAGGAAGUGGAGGAGAAGGUGCACGAGGGCGGCAGUAGCAAUAACGGUACCAACGCGGGCGGCAGCACCACCUCAGCGGGCGGCAGCAGCGGCGCAGUGGGCGGCGCAGCGGGCGGCAAGAAGAGCUUCCGGUACAGCAUCAUGAUCCCGUCCAAGUCCUCCAAGAGCGCUGACGUGGCGCUUGGCAGCUGUCGUGAGGCUCCCAAGACCAGCUGGCCUGCCACUCCCCAGACCGCCCGUGAGGCCCCCAAGACUCUCUGGCCUCCCACCCCCCAGACCGCCCGCCAUGCUCCGAACGCUUCUAAGCGCGCACUACCUCGCCCUCACACCGCUCAGCCCGAACGGCCCCGGACGGCCGAAGCAGAGAGCACUGAAGAUGCAGAGAGGGUGAGAAAUGAUUUUUCCCGGGAGUUUCCGGGGGUCAGGGGGUGCGCGGCUCGGGACGGACAACUCACUGCUGCAGCAGGCAAAACAUCCUUAGCAGCGGUAGCAGCCCAAGCAGUGACAGCAGUCGAAAGCACAGCAGGAGUGCUUCCAGAGGUGCACCAUCCCCGUGUGCUUUCACCAGAGGCAAGAGCACAGCAGAUGCUUGCUCGACCAAGCAACGGAAGCACCACCGCCAGCAUCGCUGCUGCCGCCUCUCUUUCUUCUCCUGCCAAUCGCUCCUCUCUUCCUUCUCCCAGUUCCUGCCCUCGUGCCGUGCGCCUCCCGCACAACCCGCACCUCCCGCCCCUCUCACCCCGCUCUUCCCUCUCACCCCUCUCACCCCUCUCGCCCCUCUCGCCCCGUCCGCCCCGGGCUUCUGACUCUGCUUUCUCUGGCUUUAAACCCUCGUCUGGGGGUGGCACCGUUGCAACCCCCCGCCCCAGUCGCUCCGUGCCAAAGUCGCGUAGAUACUGCGGAGAGGUGUACCCCGUUGUUCCGCUGCUGGCGCUGCCCGUCAGGCUGCGCGGGGGAGGCGCGGGGGGAUGGGUGGGGAGAAGCAGGGGGGGGUUGUCGGGUGGGGGAGGGGAUGGACGAGGGAAGAGGGUGACUGAGGGCGCAUGGGAAGAAAGGGGAGAAGGAGCGAGAGAAGACAGUGAGGAGGAGGAGGAAAUGGGUGAGAGGAAUGAGUGUGCGGCUGAUUCAGGCUUGGAGGUUUCCUGGAAGCUGCUCGUGAUAGCCGCAGACGACCCGCUUGUUGUGGCUGGGAAACUCGACGAAGUUUACCAGCAGCUGCUCCCUGCUGUUUGCAGGUGGGCCAAAGCUGCACAAUUCACAGUCCCCUUCCCACGAGCAAUGCUGACGUCAGCAGGCUGCUGCACCGCGGUGACGUCAACUCAUCAUGAUCCGAACGAGCAUUGCUGCUACAGUAGCGGCGGCGGCUGGUAUGACAGCUGGCAGAAGGAAGCUUCCAGGAAGGCGGAGGCGGUGGUUCUCGACGCCCACCGCACGUGGAGGAUUCUGUACGGCCCGCCGCUCAUGCAUGCCGCCCGCUGGGGGCAGGAGGGGCGGCAGGAGGGGCGGCAGGAGAGGCAGCAGCAGGGGCAGCAGGAGGGUCAGAGUUGUCUUUUUCUGCAUGCCGCCCAAGGGCGGCAGGAGUCGCAGCACGAUGGCCAAGCAGAAGAAAGAAGCUGCCCCUCGCUUGUUCGCGUCGCUGGGCGGCCGCCUGUGCGUGGCACGUUGGGACAGAGCACAGGUUUUAUCAUCAGCUCGUCUCAUACAGGCGGAAGGGGCGUCUGCUGCUGUGCCUUCACAGGAGAUGGCAGGGGUGAAGCGAUGGAGGAUGAGUGGGAAGGGGAGCUGGAGGCGGGAGAGGUGGGGGUGGGGGACGAGCAGCAGCUCAGUGCAUCGUGUGGCACCUGCUUUUUCUCCUGA
This is a messenger RNA of Closterium sp. Naga37s-1, 4017 nucleotides long. The record is from the annotation of a GenBank genome assembly. Lineage: Eukaryota; Viridiplantae; Streptophyta; Zygnematophyceae; Desmidiales; Closteriaceae.